AUGGAGAGCGUCACCAACGUCUCGCUCGGCUCCGGGUUCGCCGGCAAUGACAGCGGCGACUACGCCGACUUGGAAAACAUCUACGCGGCGGCAACCGACGUUUCAGCACCGCUGGCAUUUCAAGUUGGCACCGCUGUGGUAUACUCGCUGGUGCUCCUCGUUUGCGGGACGAACAACGCGUACCGCCUGGCCAGGGCCUUCCACCGGCCGCCAAGGAAGAGGCACAUCGUGGAGGCAAAUCUAAGGCUGGCGGAUUUCCUUCUAGUCGUCCUCGGCGUGCCUCUGAUGUUCCAGUACCACGCCGUGACGCCGUUCGGGUGGUACUGGGGCAGCGCCGCCUGUACCGCCUACACGUACGGCAAGGCUGCGCUGCAGGGAGUCGCCUCGCACCUGUUCCUCGUGCUGGAGAUCGACAGGUGCCAGGCUAUCUGCUGCAGUACCCGCACACACCGCCUGUCUACACCAAGAGCCUGUCUGGUCUGCCUGGUGGCCUGGCUGUUCUCCAUAGUGGCGUCCCUCCCCUUCGUCCUGUACUCCUUCAGUGUGCAGGACUCCUUCACCGGCACAGAGCUCUGUCUCACGAUCUGGCCGGCUGAUGCCUUGAAGAACUAUCAGAUCUACUCCACGGCCAUGCUGCUGACCCAGUGCGCGGUCCCCCUCCCUCCCUGUCCCUGGCCUGCAGUCUGCUGGUGCUGAAGAAGAUCUGGGGCCGCCGGUUCCCGAGCUGCCAGCCGGCCGUCCGCGGCAAGAUGUCCAGGAAGUCCAAGACCAAGGCGACCAUCCUCUUCUGCGUCGUCCUGUUCUUCUUCGCGUGCAUUACGCCGUCCUAUCUC
Messenger RNA from Branchiostoma belcheri (Belcher's lancelet), 833 nucleotides. RefSeq names its product neuropeptide Y receptor type 1-like. The record is from RefSeq and is a predicted model, not a curated record. Lineage: Eukaryota; Metazoa; Chordata; Leptocardii; Amphioxiformes; Branchiostomatidae. The transcript has 3 exons. Gene Ontology annotation, biological process: G protein-coupled receptor signaling pathway. Bases 1 to 696 code for a protein of 231 amino acids. Gene Ontology annotation, cellular component: membrane. Gene Ontology annotation, molecular function: G protein-coupled receptor activity.